Molecule: messenger RNA, 3886 nt
Organism: Agrilus planipennis (emerald ash borer)
Lineage: Eukaryota; Metazoa; Arthropoda; Insecta; Coleoptera; Buprestidae
Product: myosin-2
Exons: 15
Coding region: 153-3593 (1146 amino acids)
Biological process (GO): regulation of cilium assembly
Cellular component (GO): centrosome
Source: RefSeq, a predicted model, not a curated record
UUUCGCAUCGGAAAUAAUAAAUCAAUAUUUUUGGUAGUGACUUCUGUUAUUUUUUGAACACUUUACAUUAUUUUGAUUUACUUUUUACUUUUAGUGAAAUGGUAUCAACCUUUACGGAAUAAAAUUUCCUUUCGCAUGGUAUAAAUAAUGCAAUGAAACUUUCUCAAAAUCCGGUGAAACGGAAUAGUAAACCAGUGUCACUACUAAAGGACUCUGAUUUUGAGAUUAAAACGCAAAGUGAAUUAAGGCAAAAGCGCAAAAAGGGACCGUCCAGCACGGCGUUUGCGGAGCGAACUGCUGAAAUUAUAAAAAGUUGUCAACCUUUCUUAAAAGCACCAACCUUUAACCACGGAGACGACGCUGAUAGCUACUUCAGGAAGACAUUGAGAAAUUGGGACGAUCUAAAGUUUGCGAGGACUCCGAGGUGGAUCACGUUAAACAGCGUUCGAUCUAUUGAAUCUAUUAAAUCGGAGAGGCGAGUUUGUCAUUCCGCAAAAACUGCAACUUAUUCAGUAAGUUCAGUUGCGAAAUCUGCGUCAGUAUAUUCACAUAAAGGAGCGGGAGAUAGAAGAUCUGACGACAAAUUAAAACUACGCCACGCCAAAGGAAAAAAAUCGCCUUUGUUAUUUAGGGGAAGUCUGCCGGAAUUGGUCACAAACCGUAGUAAGAAAGGACUAAUACGACAGAAAUAUUCGUUGGAACAACCGUUUGAGGGCGAAGUAGUAUCAUUCGAUAUCGGUAGAGAAGAAGAGCACAGGGCAAGAGAAGAAACAGUUGAAGAAGAAAUUAAAUUCGACAGCGGCGAAGAAGACGUAAUAGCAGUAAGAACUGAAGCGGAAGAGAACGACGUUGAAAAGUCAGAAAAGACAAAAGAAGAAGCAGAUUUUCAGGACGAGGAUCUAGAUUUGUUUUUUUCUCCCAGUAGCGAAGGAGUCUUGGAACGAGAACAAUUAAGCCUAGAGGAAGAGCUUUACCGAAACGAACAAGAAGCAGCAAAAGUUAUUGAAGUAAAACAAGUAGAAGAAUUACAAGAAGAAAAAGAAGAAGAAGAAGGAGAAUUUCCAAACGAAUCAAUUACAGCAAAAUACUACGAUCACAGUGAAACAGAAGAAAAACAGGAAUUAGGAAUGGCUGAAGAUACGACAGUGGAAGAAAUUGGUAUCGAGGACACGGUAACCGAUGAUCUACAAACAGAAACGAUAGCGGACGAUGAUCUGCAAGAGAUCGAAAACUUGGUCAAGCAGGCGGACCAGGAAUUGGACCAAGUGAUGGACGAAAAUCCAGAUCUAAAGGGGGCACUGGAUGAGAAUGUGAGUAAUUUAUGCGACACGAAAAAGGGGACAGAAGGAGCACAAGCUGCAGGUUUUCCGUGUGCUGGUGCCGGAGGGGGAGGCGGUUCAUUUUUUCAGUACGAUCCUACAAUAGAUGCGGCCGUUCUUGCCGAAUUAGAGGAUGCCGAAAGACAAGCUAUGGAAACUGCUAAGAUCAUUUACGAACUGAAACAGAGGGUCGGUGAACUAUUAUGUAAAACGAAAAUGACCGAGGCCGAAGGUAAGGAAUUGGAAGAAAAGAACUGUUUGCUUAAAGAACAAAUGCAACUUUUCGAGGAGAAAACCAAAAGGAUUCAACAACUCAUUGCCCAAACGAAUCUUUUUGAAAAAAUGACGCCGCUAAAACCCAGCACGCAACACAAGCGACCGGAGGAUAUGUUACCGAAAGUGGUCAUUUGUGGCCUUACCGAAAACAAUAUGCCAAAAAUUAUAGUUUGCGACGAUAAAGAUAAAAAAAGAAGGUCGAAGCCUCCUUGUUCGGCGGAUGCACCAUCAUCGCCGUGUGGCGUCGUUCCGAAAUUUGCGAAAAGAUUAAGUGAAUCGUAUACCAUGCAAGAGAAGUUAGCUGCCGAAAAUGCACAAUUGGAAGGUACAAGAUAUCAAUUGCAAGAAGAUUUGUUAUCUAGAGAUCAAUUCGUUGAGAACCUGCAGAGGAAGCUGUGUAGUCUCGAGCAGGAAUUAAAACUUGUCUGCAAAGAGAACAACGCGCUCAAUCAGAGACUUAAAGGGAGAGAAGCGCAAGAAGAACCCAAAGAAGCGUCACCUUGUGGAACCGGCAGAGGAGCAAAAAGGAUGCCUUGCGGAAAAGGAAAGGGUCCUUGUCCUGCGGAGAUGGAGAGCCGACUUCAGGAAUAUGUCGAAACAACGCAUGCUCUCGAAAAACAAUUGAACGACAUGGAAAGCGAAGUGAGACACAUGCAGUGCGAACUAGUGGAAGUGCAAAAAGAACGACAACACUUGGAGCACCAUCGCCGUAUGAUAUGCACACCGCCGUGCAAACCUUGCCCACCACCUUGUCCGCCUCCUUGUGGACCACAACCUAGAGCUCCGUGUGGAACAAUAGAGCAACAACUAAGUCAAUUGAAGGAACAGUAUUGCAGACUUCAGGAUGACUUUAAAGGGAAACUAACGGAAGUGGCCAGUUUACGGGCGGAAAACGAAAAGAUGAAGAGGAGUGGCGGUGACAUUGACGAGUUUAAGAAAGCCUACGAACAAAAGAUGAAGGACCUAGAGAGAGAGGUUCGAGUUCUGAAGAUGGAAUUGGAGAAGAGCGAAAGUAUGAAGCAACAAAUGGUCGAAAUGGAAGCACAAUUAAAUGUGGCGAAACAAAGGUUUAGGGACGCGCAGGACGAACUGGAGGAACUCAGGGCACUGAUACAGGACCAGCAGACCCAAAUGGACGAUUAUCGAAAUAAGUAUUUACAAGCGCAGCAAACUGUAGAAGAACAACGACGACAAAUAGAUUUGAUGGAAAUCGAGAACAACCGAAUAACCGAGCAAGUAAAUCUCGAAAUCCAAAGGGUAAAGAAUCAAUUUCAGGAAAAACUGCAGGAGUUAACACCUCUACCGGACAUUCUCAAAGCUACGCAGAUUAAGUUGCAAGAAGCUCAACAGAUGCAUCUUCUUGCUGAAAGAAACAACGAGGCCAUUUCGCGGGAAUUACAACAAUAUAAAGAUAGAGCAGCGGCCAUGGCUGCAGAUAUGGAGAAAGUCCGUAGCGAUCAACAACUUGGAGCUGACGAACAGGCGGUACUCGAGCAGAAAAUUCGCGAUCUAACCACCAAAGUUCAGGAACUCGAAGAGGAAAACGACAAGAUCAAAAUGGACAUGGUACGACUUGAGGAAGCUUACGACCAGGCGGAGAAACGAGUGCAAGAAAAAUUACACGAAAUAACUCAGCUCGUCGCCCAGUUGGAUUCGGUUAGAGAAGAAUCAGCAAGACAAGUAGCACGGACGAAAGACAGAUGCGAAACGGUGAGAAGGUCGAUGCAAAAUCAGAUAGCAGAUUUGGAGCGUCAGCUGGCGCAGAGCCGGGCUCAGGCGCGACAAGCGCAGAAGGACAGGGACGAAAUAAGGCAAAAGAUGCAGGCGCAAAUAACGAAUUUGAACGAGAACUUUGAAGAUGCCCAAAUGCGUAUCAAGAAUUUGCAAGCGCACGUAAAUUUCUUAAAAAAUACAUAUUCGACUGUGUACCCGGACGGUGGAGUGGCGCCGAUGGGUGGCGAUGGUGGCAUAGACGCCUGCGACUGCGGCCAAUAUUGAUAAUAAUCCGAGGAUAAAUUGGGAGUAGGAAUUUUGCUGACUGCAAUACAUAUUUACAUAUGUAUGUUAGUGUAUCGCUGAGUGACAUUCAACUAGAUGUUCGUUUUUUUUUUUUUAAUUAAAUAAAAAUAUAUAAACUUUGUAAAAUGGAAAUGAGUGGGGCUACUGAAAUGUAAUACAAUUUAUAUUUUAUUAUACACACUAGUAUUUUGUUAUGGGAACUGGUUUGUAAUAAAAAAAAUCAAGUAAUCAUACACGCAACUAAAGCACAUCAAUAAAUAUUUAAAAACUAA